AUGGAGGAGGAAAUGUUAGUUCUCAUGCACGAUGACGGCGAGAUCGAUGAUGACGAAUUCCUUGCUUUUCAUGAGGCAAAUAGACACGGAAACCUGCAUGUUGGACUUCCAUAUUGGAAAUAUGAACGUUUUAAUCUGGAUGGGAUGCGAGAGGACGAAUGUGAGGUCGAGUUUCGGUUUAAGAAACAAGACAUAGCUAGGCUCGCUGCUGCAUUACACCUUCCAGAUGUUUUUAAGUGCUCAAAUGGAGUGGUAGUGGGGCCAGUUGAAGCACUAUGUGUUUGCCUGAAACGUUUUGCGUACCCAUGCAGAUAUGCAGACCUGAUACCAAGGUUUGGAAGAUCCGUGCCUCAACUUUGCAUGAUAACUAACCUUGUUGUUAAUUUUUUAUAUGAUUCAUUUUCUGACCGGCUUCAAAACCUGAACCAGCCAUGGCUUUCCCCACAACACCUGAAGAUGUACGCACAGGCAAUUCACAACAGAGGUGCUGCAUUGGAUAACUGCUGGGGAUUCAUUGAUGGCACAGUAAGACCGAUUUGUAGGCCCAAGGACAACCAGAGGGAAGUUUACAAUGGACACAAACGGGUUCAUGCCCUUAAGUUCCAGUCAGUUGUGACUCCCAAUGGUCUCAUUGCAAAUCUUUUUGGUCCAGUUGAGGGAAGAAGACAUGACAGUGGCAUGUUAAAUAUGUCAGGCCUCUUGCAUGAUCUGGAACAUCAUUCAUUUUCCCCAACUGGCCAAGCAUUGUGUCUUUAUGGUGACCCAGCUUAUCCCCACAGAGUGCAUCUCCAAUGCCCAUUUGCCAGAAGGGCUGACCUUACUCCAGAGGAAGAGGCAUUUAACCAAUCAAUGAGUCAAGUUAGAAUUUCUGUUGAGUGGGUAUUUGGAGAUAUUGUGAAUUACUUUAAAUUCACAGAUUUUAAAAAAGAUCUUAAAAUUGGUUUGAGCGCAGUUGGCAAGAUCUACAUGGUGUGUGCAUUGCUACGCAACGGAUUGACAUGUUUAUAUGGCAACAACACCUCAAAAUUUUUUGAUGUCGAUCCUCCAACUAUCGAAGAGUAUUUCCAGUAGGUUGUACCAAUCAAAGAUCUAAAAAACAGCUUUUGUAAAAGCUACCAAGAAUUCUAAGUUUUCCUUUUCUUUCACACAGCACACGAUUAUCUGUUUUGUUUUCUCUUUAAAGAAAUCAUGGAAAGGAAAAUUUUUUGUAACUACCAUAGGAUGCAUUCCUGCUGUAGAAUAUUUAAAAAGUAAUGAUCAAACCUUUUGGGUACCAAAGUAUGUAAAAAAAACAAAAGCUUUAACAGAUUCCAAAAUUUUGUCAUUUUGAAUAUUUUUAACCAUUAAUACUUGACUUGAUCGUUCCUAGGUUUCACUUAAAAAUUUAAACAUCAAUCUCUUGACCACAUGACAAAGAAUUAUAGAAAUAUUCACUUUCAAAUCAAGGUCCUGGUUUUGUUUGCCUGUUUCUCAAACUUAAAGAAUCUUUUGAAAAGACAUGUAGCAUAGUGUAAGUGAAAAGGCAAACAGGAAAAUAAAUUGUUAAUCACAGGCAAGAAAAAAAUAUUUUUAAGGCAAAAAGUACCUGCUUUUUAAACUGAAAUUGAAGAUUAACUUAUUUGAAACAACCAAUUAAAUAAAUAGCACUGAAUAGAGAUAAUCAAAACUUUCAUAAGUGAUGUUACUGUACCAUAUUUAUACAAAUCUGUGUUUUAGAGGGGGGAGGGGUGGUGCUUAUUUACAACUCUUUUGGAUGGAGCACGAGAAGAUACCCAAACAUUUGUAUUUGUACAGAGUUAAAAUUUGAGAUCAAUUAUCCAAUAUUUCUCUAUGAAAUGAGUUGGAAAAGAAUUUAGAAUAAAAAAAUUCAACAUAAUUUUACCUUUUGACUUUUUUAAUACAAUUAAGCAAAUAUCAGCAAACAAUAUUACUUUUCAAAUCUUUCUAAUAUUUUUAAAAUAGUUAAAUUUUGUUCCUCAAUAAUUGUCAAUUUAUUUUUUAUGCACGCUAUUUGAGCAUUCAUCAUCUUUUGCUGUUCCUCAUAUACUUUAAACUUCUCUUCAAAUUGUUCAUGCUCCCUUGCCUUUAAUUCUUGACUUUUCUCUUUCACCUCUAUCUCCCUCACCCUCAACUCAAGUUCUCUCUUUCUCAACUCAGUUUCUUGGUCCAACUUUCUUUCCUUUAUUUCAACUUUCUUUCUUUCCAAAUUAACUUCACUCUCUCUCAGUUUCAUGUUUGAUUCACGUUUCUCUCUCAGGUACCCAACAUACUCACUUGUCUCACCACCCUUUUUCCUCUUAGAACAUUCUCUUGCCUUAGUUUCUGAGAGACUCUCCAUAGCCCUUUUCCUCACAGCCUGUGCCAUUUCCUUCUCUGCCCCUGUUGCCUGUCUCUUACCAUCAUCACACUUUGCUUGCUGCUGCUCUGCACUGUCUUUUCUUUCCAAAAUAUCCUCCAUUGCUUCAUCUAGCUCACUGGGUUCUGGUGCUACCCCACUAGCCCUCAUUUCUUCGUUCAUUCUCCUUCUAAACCUCCUUUCUAAUUUUACAAAUCUGUCCCUAACAGCUCUCUGAUCAACACUGAACUUUGGCCUUUCUACUCCAUUUAAUGCAUCUGCAAUUUUGUCCCAGCAUUUCCCCCUUUCCCUUGACCCAUGCUUAUUUUGAUAAGGCUCCUCUGCCAGAAUUUCACGGCAAAGUAGCACAUCAUGAUCUUUAGUCCAUGUCAUUUUAGGCCUAUUCAAAAUAAGUUUAUAUCAACACAUAUACAGGAAAGUUUUGGCUGAGACCUUAAAGCCCAUCCAUUUCAGGAGAGACCAGGAAAAAAUUUCAACUAUUUCAGCAAGGUAAACUAACCACUUGUUCUACUCAAAACAACAUAAAACAGAUUUCAAUUUAAAUAAAGUUUAUUCAAAAUGUAAAUUCAAAAAUGCAUCAAGUACAAAAGCAAGUAAUUCCAGCAAGUUAACUUUUUACUUUAAGAGUACUUCAAGAUACAAAGUUGGUGACCAUUCAGAUACUGAUCAUACAUAGGCUUUCUCCUUGUAUGUACUGAUAACUUCAACAAAACAUCAGGAAAUCUGGCAGGCUUUUGACCAUUAUUUUGCUGUCUCUCAUCGGUAAAUGCCACUUGAUUUCGGUUUCAGGAUAAGUAAGUUUCAAUGCAUUUGUUUAAUAAUGGAAUCAAUACAAACAUGAGUGUUCUUUUGUGUGAAUCUUCACAAUUGGCGGCCAUUUUGAACGAUUGAAAUGUAUCCUGGAAUAAAGAUGUAAAAACAACGUUACUAUAUGUCUAUUGUGGCACUGGAAAUUUAGAUAUUUACCAACAAUUCAACUUGAAAAACAUAUAAUGCUCAGUGCCAUUAGGACAGGCAGAGCUGAACACUCCGUGGUGUGUAGAAAAGAAAGGUUCUGAGCAAAAACUCAAUAAAUACACUCCAAUUUUCACACCUAAUGCGAUCAUCAGGUAACUGUCAAUGAAUUAUCUAAGUUUAUAACGAUGUAUUACAAAAGUGUUGAAGAAAACUCACCUUUUAUUUCUGCGUCGAGCUCGCAACGUAAAAAUCGAAAAUUUGAGUCGUCCUCAGGAACAAGACGGCUCAAGCAAAGUGGGAUUCCCCUUGACCGCGCUAGUUUCUAGAUCCCUGUGAGCCGUCUUCGCUUCCCGCGUCGUGAAUCGGAAACUCUCUAAUUGUGUUAUAGAAAUUGCAACAACUUAACGUAAAGAAGUUAUCUAAUCUGAUCAAAUAUGGGUGGCAGGAAAUAACAAACUUAAAUAUUUUACCAUGUAGAAUAAAGUGCGCUGUUGUUGAUUCUCACCUAAAAACUGCAGUGAAGUCGACAGUACGUAGAAAUAGGCCACCAGAGGUAGUAGACUUGAGUAGUAUGUGAUGAGGAUUCCCCCAUACACUUGGACCGUGCUUGCAUCCAGAUCUCUAAAAGUAGCUGUAGUGACAUACGUACCGAAUCGUAAACUCUCUAUUAUUGGGGGGGGGGGAAGCAAAAAUUUAGUAAUGGUGUUCAAGGGAGUUUUAACAGAGAUUCUGAAAACUAAUAGAAUCAUGUCAGAACUUGUGUCUGUCCCAGUAUUUUUGAUGCCACUGAGCUCAUUUUUGACCUUUUUGAAACCAAAUUCUUGACUGGUUCAAUGAUUUACAAAGGUAGUUUCAUUUUUAGCGACUUUGAUACAAAGUUGCCCCUGAGAGUCAAUAAAAUGUCUAAAAUAUUACUUGAGGUGGAGUGAAUUUAAAUAAAUAAGUUAUGAAUAUGGUCUUUACUAAUUUAUUGAGGUUAUGUUGUAAUAAUUGUAGCAUUCUUGAGUAUUUGCAUGAUAUUGAGCAUACCUUUUUAGGCGGUGUAAACUAUAAAGCAACGAAAUAAAUGUGCGCAUUUUUGCGUGUUCAGAAUACUGUUAAGAGGCAUAAAUAUUGUUAGAGGCCAAAUUAUGAUAUCACACUUCUCUGAUAGCCAAAUACUGUUGUGAUGGAUUUGCUUUGAAGCAAUCCUGGGCCUAUUUGGGCCAGUUCCGAAUGACAACGCAAUUUGUUCAGCUUCCCUGUACCACACCUCGUAAUAGCUAACAAUCUCUUUGUGCAUCUUUUUAGCAUCGUAAAAAGAAGAGCGACCUUCUCUUGGCACUUAACAAGUUCCAUUGUUGGAGUUUGGAGCUGUUUUGUUAAUGGUCUUGUAACCUCUAAACAUCUCGAAACAACAACUAGAGGUGAACACAUCAAGGCCAUCAAUUUUAGCAACCCAGCAAGUCGACAGACAUCAAUGAGCCCACAAAAAAUUCUUCCAUACAAUUUUUUGUCCUCUUCGUGUCUCCAUGUUGUCUUCUUCGUAUCUCCACUGAGAACUUUUAUAUGGAAUAAUUUUCCUGCACUUUACAGUAAAUGCAAAGGUCACGAAAAUUAUUCCAUACAAUUUUUUGUUCUUUGUAUCGUACGGAAUAAGUGUCACACACUUUAGAGUAAGUGCAAAGGUUGCGACAAUUGUUCCAUACAAUUUUUUUCUUCUUUGUAUAUCCGCUGACUUUACCUUAGAAGUGACCAAUACAUGAGGUACAGUUACAAAAAAACCAUAUUUGUAACUGUACCUCAUGUUUUGGUCACUUCUCUUUAACUUUUUUUAACCUUGGUCCUAUCCCGAUCAGCUCUUACUAAAUCAAACAAAUAAUCACAGUUUUUAUAGAUAGUUCACCUAUUGUAUGUUAAUUGAAAAAACCUAUUUUUAAAUUAUGCGUUACUUUUUUAAAAAGAAAAAAAUUUUGUCUCCUCCAAAAAAAAAUUUUUCUUAGAAAAAUUUGCAGUUUUUUAAAAAAAUUGAAGUUUAUUCAAAAAACAAAAAAUAUUAAACUACUAUUAAAUUAAAAUUUUUUUCUAAGUAUGAAAAAAAAUUUGAAUUUAGUUUAAAACUCCUCUUAAAUAAAGAAUUUCUAAAACUGGAAUAAAAUUUUUUUUUGAAGUUACUUUAAAAACUACUAUUAAACCUAAAAAUUUCUCAUAUAAAAAAAUUCGAAGUAUGAAAAACUGCACUUUUUUAUUUACGUCACUAUUUAUAUAUCCAUUGUCUAUUUUAAACAAUAGACGCUGUCUCUAAACAAUAGACGCUACCAACUAACCAAUCAAAUCAAUGACCACUUUUUUCUUAUUUACCCAAGUAACCAAUCAAAUGACUGGACGUGUAAUUUGAUAUGAGAAUCUACUCUCUCUAUAAAACUGCCAUUCCAAAAAGUUUACAAUUUGCAAACUACUGUCAAAGGGUACGGAACUGAUAAAAUACUUUUUCUGUUCAUCAAUAUGGCCGAAGCUAUACUUUAGAAAAAAAAACAUUGCUGCAGUCAAACAGAUAAUCGAUGAGUCUUUUAAUGAACAGGAAGACGAAGACGAUGUGCCAUGAAUUCAACUAUCCAAAAGAGUGUUAAGAUCGUAAGUAACUUCGUUUCUUUCGUUUUUAUACUGUUCAUUUUGCUUAAAUAUCUUUUUUUAUACUGUUCGUUAUUCGUUGAUUUUCUACCGUAUUACCUUACCUACAAUUUUUAAACUUUUAUUACAAUUCUUUUUUAACUCUACAUCUCUUUUUUUUGAAAAACUGCAAAUUUUUUUUUUUGAAAAAAUAUAAGACUUUGAAAAAAAGACGAAAAAUUUUUUCGUCUUUUUUUUCGAAGAGGCACAAAACGAAUGUCUACUUUCGCCGCUGAAUUGUGACAUUCGUGUCUCACAAUUUAUAUUUUCUGCCACAAUAUCAGCACCAUUUGUAAUAAGUUGUUUUAGUAACCAUCUAUGCUCCAUCCAAGUAGAUGAAUCUAUUUCUUCAAUAUUUGGAAUUAUUCUAUGUAAAACAGUUUUUCCAUAUAUUUCUUCAAUAUUUGGAAUUAUUCUAUGUAAAACAGUAUUUCCAUAUAUAUCUCGAUCUUCUAAACAUAGAGGUUAUUUUUAAUCAUAACUAAAAUUUGAUCUAUAUGAACUAUAUUUUUAUCAGACGCUUAUUUUAAUAUUUCCGUCAAAUGUGCUUUUUUGAAGUUCUUCCUCAAACGUCUGUAUUGUAUAGUUGUCUUCGUACUCUUUUUUAGAAAAACUCAAAAAAGAACCCAUCACAAUAUAUAAACUUCAAUUAUUUUUUCACAACUACAAAUUAACUUGAAAUUUAUACUUUCAAUUACAAAAAAAUGAAGUUAUAUUAACUUAUAAAACAGUACUACAAAAAAAUUUUUAAACUUGUGAACAAUGUACUUUCAAAAAUGGUAUCAUAUCUUCAAUUGUUGAUAAAUCGUAUUCCGCAUUUUCACUUGAUGAAGCAUUUAUACUCAUACUUUCUUUCAUAUUUUCUUUCAGGCUGCGGGGCCGCCCUCUCCACGCAGUCGCUGUGCAGGAGCGCUAGGUUUUAUAUGCAACAGGAGGAACUUUGGUAUAUCCUACUUAUAUGAUGCAUGCGGCAACAAAGCGCCCACCUUAUUCUUCAAAACGCUGAAUCAUUUCGGAUGACUGUUGAAAAAAUCAGAUACAACACGCACAUUUGCCAGCAUCUGUUCUUCUUCUGGAAGGUCAUAAAUCGAUGUAGCACAUAAAUUCAAGACAUGUGAGCGACAGUGGACAUACUUUCUGGUAGGUCUGCUGUAUUCUAAUAGCAGCACCCGAACACUUUCCUGCCAUAUUCCCCACAUCAUCAUAACCCUGACCACGACAAUAUCACAUAUCAAGGCCAAUGCUUAGAAUCCCAUCUUUGAUUGUUUUGGCAAAACAGCCGCCAGAAAGGCCAUUGACACAAGGAAUAAAACCCAAGAAUUACUGUCAACAAUUCUGAAAAACAUGGCCAUCUGUUCAAAAUUACUUACAUCUGCUGCUUCAUCUGCAUGAAUGGCAAAUAAUUUUGACACUUUUACUUUAUUUGAAAUUGUCUCUUUGAUAAGAGAGCCACAUACCUUGAUAAGCUAAUUCUGAGUUGUCUUGGACUUAUAAGUGGCAUGCAAAAUGCUGAUUGAAGGUAGCAUUUUACUGCACUUUGCUAAAAAUGCCAAAAUAGCCUGCAGCUUAUCAGGGUUAUUAUUUUCUACAAGACAUCUCAAUGGCCUCUCAAACCAAGAGUUUGUUGCCCACAAGUAAUAACCCCUUCCAAUAUAAUUUUCAGUAUUUCCAUGUUAAUGGCGAUUUUCUUUGAUAUUAGGGAAUUCAAUAGGACAUUUACUGGUUCUUGCUUGUUUUCCAAACAGUUACAAAACUGUGACAACCUGAGAGUAGCAGUUAAGUGGACAGGUGAUUUGCCAUUGUUCUCAUUGAAUUUCUCUCUAGCCUUUUGCCAUGCUUUAACUGGGCUUUUGAAAAAAUUUACAAUCUUGUUGGCGUUAUGGCCACUUUCACCCCCAAAAAGAACACAGUUAAUGCAGAAGGCACCAUCAAGCAAGGGAAAAUAUGUUAGCCAUGGAUAUAGGUCAAGCCAUUUGUACUGAAAGCUACAGUGAAAUUCAUUCUUUGGAAGACAAUGAUUUGUUUGUGGUUUCCAGACAUUGCAGAUAAUAUCAUACUUUUCGUCAUUAGUUAAUGGUUCUUUUUUGAGCAACUAUGCUGAUGUCCUUAUCGUUUACAAAAGUAGCAUUGUGCUGGACAUUAGUUCUUUUUGAACUAGUUGUUUUUGGAAUGAACUAGUUUGUUAUGGUCAACGGAGAGGCCUUGAAAAGAGGAAGAUCUUUUGAAUACCAAGUGAUCCAUUGUCAGCAUUUUGUGUUGUGGAUGAGGAGUUGCAUCAAAUAUAUUGGUUUUGUCACACGGAAACAAUAUUGUAACAACAUGAAUUGGCACAAGAAAAUGUACAGCCUCCCAAAAUGUACGAAAGCGCAUGACCAUCAUGGAUAUUCUUCCACCUUCUAGUUACCGAUGUUUUGCAUGUUAAAAAAAAAUUGGCAUUUAUAUGUUACAUCCUCUCCGGUAGAUCUACUGUAAAGGUUGUCAACGAUUUUUUCAAAGUUUGGUUAAGGAAGUCCAUCCCAAUAUGCUAGCCAAUCAGGGGUUUUUUCUUUCUAAUUGCUGCAUAUUAAUAAUAAUGAUGUUACAUAUCGGAAUAUAAGCGAGCCUGGUAGUGGAAUAACGCAUUCAGGUUGGAUACCCUAUUUAUUGGAUACCCUAAUAAAUAUAGAAUACGUGAUUCAAAGUGGUGUUGCAACACGUAGUUGGGGAAUUCAUGGAGAAGGAGUCAAGGAAACAGGAAAAAGAUCUAAAGCAAAGUUCUGGACGAUUGAUGUAUCCGGAGCAAAACUGCCGCAUAAGCUGUCCGAAGGAGGAGACUAACAACUUGGUGGCAGUAUUUUCCGGCUCACAGUUACACCCACUACUGCAAGGGGAUGUUCCAUGUCCCAAGGAUUGGUAUUUUAAUUCAACGCACGUUUGAUGUUUCUGGCACGUCAAGCAAGAAGUUUUGGCUGCAAAAUUCCCUACAGGGGCGACCCCAAACACAGCUGUAUUACUCGUUGGUACGAAUGAUAUAUUGCAACAUGUUAUGGUUGAUCGUGCGAGGAAUGAUUUCUAUGGGUUGCUUGUCACUGUGCAGCAAAGGUUCCCCGAAGCAAAGGUUAUAAAGGCUGAUCCUUACAUUAUUUGGUAAAACUAUGUCUGUGAGUUUUGAUUUUCACGCUUCGAAUAAAAUAAAAAGUAUCAUUAUCAUUUCUCAAUGUUUGUGAAAAGGCUCAGGUAACAUAAAUUUGUUCUUUAGGGGAGCAUUCUUCUUUCAUAUUCUUAUGGUCUGUUUCAGAACUGUGUUCCUAUCGUUAGUCACAUCUGCAAAGAAAAGUUCUACCAGGUAAAACCUCUUUGCACUGUACAGUUCAUAGUAUUUAUUUUUUAUUAUCAAACACAGAUUAUUCCCGUAUCAAUAUUGCCGCAGCUUGGUGAAUUUUGGAUUUGAGAGGAACUAUAUGAUGGCCCAUGAAUGCAAGAAGCUUCAAAUCCAGUCACUGGACGUAAAGCCAAAUUUCCAAGUGGAGGAUCGCUGUUUGAGGUGGUAGGAAGAUGCAAGGACAAGGAACUGCUGUUGUUGGUAACGCUUGUAAAGCAGGCAGUCCUUCAUCCCAGUGUAGAAUGUUUCCAGGAGGUUGUUGCAAAAGCUUCACCACCGAUGCAGUGCCUUAAUUGUAGGGUAGUGAACAAAGCCCCACCUUUUCUUACCAAUGCACAGUAGUCAGAAAAAAACCAGGACAUUGUAUAUCUUCCAUGAAUAUAAAAAAUGUCUUUUAUUGCCUUCCGCAAUUUUAGUUUCUCUUCGGACGUGUUAAGGUUGAGAAAUAUCACCAGAAAAGGUCAAUGGAAAAGAAACAACCCUUCGCAAAAAGGUAAUCUGGACCCUAUAUUAAACGAUCUAAUUUUUGAUUCAUCUAUAACACCCUUUCACGCUUGUUGACUUUCACAUGUUUUUCGCAAGCUUGUUAAUUUUGUUAACAAAAAUACAUAGUAUUUCGACCUUUUACUGGAAUCAUCUAAUUUGACAUCCAGAUAAUUUUGCCAACACAUGAGGUCACCUAGAGUCUCAAGAGGGGUUGCUGAUUGAUCAGUUGCCGUUAGUCGUUUGGAGACCUUUGGUGAUAUGAUUGUUGCCAAAUAGACUUCAAUUAUUAGACAUAUUUCAAAUAAACACACAGAUCAUCCUGAUCCUCUUUACACAGAAACCAAUCAUGGUGAACUUGAAAGACGUCUAUGGAUAAAAAUUGGCAAGUGCUUUUUUGUUGUGUUUCUGUCUAAAAAAUAAAAACAUAUUUUGCAGCCAAGAAAAAGUUUUUCCAUAUGGGUUUCGCUUCUACUUUGCUUAAAAUUACUUCAAAUUAACAUAGUUUCAAACUGAUAAUAUAUUUUCAAAAAUACACAUUAAAAAGAUAGAAUGCAUUUUACAGACCCUAUGAACUUUGCCUUUACAAUAAGUAUUUCAACAUCACCUGUUUUAUGCUGAGAAGCAAGAGCCAAUAGCCUUUUCUUUUAAUAAAAAUUAUUUAUACCGGGAAGCAAAGUAUAUGAUCGGUUGAAUGUGAUCCUUACAAAUAAGACCAUUGUUGAAGACAAAGUUAUCAUCAGAUGCACAAACAAGUUGUUUUGAAUGUUUUCAUUCCAGCCUGAAUCAUUAGCAUCCAAAGAUGACACAUUUCUCAUGGAUAGGUACAAUUUGCAGGUAAUUAAGUGUUUUUAUAAAUGGAAUGACUAGUAUGGUGAACAAACGAUUUUCAUUUUCCUCAAAUGAUGCUAAUGCAUAUGAUCUUGUCCAGUAAUUUAAAGACAUUGACCUGACAGGAAAGAAAAUCAUCCAAAGACAUUGCAUUCUUUUAAAGAAACUCUUGCAUCGUGCCAUUUCAAUGAGAACGUCAAUUGACCUCAAGUAGAAACUGUAAGUGGAAAGAAGUGUUACAAUGUUGUUUACCUUGAAUUCAAACUUGAUGAAGAAGCCGUUUGUUUCAUCAUCUGAUAAGCUAAUUUCCAGUUACACUGUGUCAAGAAAUGCAGUGAAAUUUGGUUCAAUAAACUUGACAGGUGUAAACUUACUGGUUCUGGCUUUUUCCUGCACAUCGUUUGUAUGAGAGAUUAUUUUUAUCCUUUUAUAAUGCCCCAACUUGUGUAAGAACAACUCUGUGUCAUUACCAAACAAUCCUCAUAUUGUGUUAUGCCUAGCAUAGUUUAAGGGGCACCAUCAAAAAUCAUUUUGCCUUCAGCUUCGUUUGAAGUCUAGAGACAGACGUCGGGGGAGAAAGAAAGGGUUGCCUUUUGUUUCAUAUUGCACAUCGAUGUAAAUCUCAGAAAGCUCUUGUGUUGAUUGGGAGAACUCCAUUUUCUGAACAUCCUUCUUGUCUCGAGAAGGCCAUGCUUACACACCAAAAAUUAAUACAUUGGGAUCAUACUUAAAUUUACAUACUUAAUCAAUGUUAAUAAUGGACAAAUAAAGGGAACAUACAUAAAUAAAUUAAUAAAUAGAUCAAAGAAAAUCAAUGAGUAUAUAAAUCAUUGCAAUCAACCAAAAAUUAAAAAACCAGAUCUGUUCAUUUGGUGUCAAAACACAAAGAUCAUAUUUUAUGCGAGUGUAAAUUGAUUUAUUAGCUUUGCUGUGUCUGUCUAAUAAUCACUGCCUUUCUAUCCAGGGUUUUUCGAGGAAAAUUUAGAGCUGCAUAUUUUUCUUGGGAGCUCUGUGUUGAAAGCAUGAUUAUUGAUUCCUAUAAAUAUAAACAAAAUGUACAUGAUGCUCAGAUACAGGUCAGGGUCAGGCUUGUGUGCCAGACCAGUGGCAUAGCCAGGGUUGGAAGAUUGGAAGGGCAAAAUUGAGUCCGACAGCAGAGGGUCCAGGGAUUUACCUUAGAGAAAAUGUUUGCUGGCCACACUCUUAAGAACGAGGGAGAAGGCCCCGUUUUGUAAAUGCGUUCGGAAAAGCUAUAGAUUUUUCAUGUGUUGAUGGUUUUUUAAGUGGCUAACCCCCAUUCUUCAACUGUCUUUUUUCUUCACAAUACCUCUAACAUUUAUAUUUGGUGUAAAUAAAUGAUGGUCCAAAGAUGUAAGCAAGUAUCUAAUAAUAACAAGCAGUAUGCAGAAGUUUCAAACUAAGUCCGUUAUUAUUGGAAAAAAAUUUGCAAAAUCCUUGACAAGCAUUUCAGAAUCCAGUUUUUUAAGGAUUGAAGUUAGUUUAAGGAUUUAAUUCUAUUUUAACAGGAAUUUCUAAAGAGCACGAAGGACUUUCUAUAUAAACUCUAAAACAAUUCAGUACCGAGUCUCUUGCAAGUGAAACAAACAGACAGUUUUUGAAACCAAGCCCUUUAAACUAGUUUAAAGUUUCAGAAUAUCUUUUACAGUCGUUUUCUUGCAGACCUUAAAACAAUUCAAUGGUGUCUGAAAUAUCAACUCUUGACAAUGGAUUGUGUGAAGCUUUGAGACAGCGGAUAAAAGAAAUCCAGUAGAAAUAGCCAUAUUGAGAUUCUUGUUUGCUGAGGUAAUAGGUGUGGCGAAAAUGCCUUUGUGGUUGAGAUCUACUGAAGUUGAUGCUUCAGAUUUUGAUGUCCGUGGACCUAGAGGACCAAUAAAUCCCAUUUGGCCUUUCCGAUGACUUUGAGCAAAGUCUUCCUUCAUUUGGUUAAAACGCUCUAUUAAGUGUAUCCGUGAUCUUGGAUAGAAGUAACUUCUGGUUGAAGUUGGUAGUGUCAUGUGAACUGUGAAUGUGAGUGUAGGCUUUGCAGUUAAAUUUCAGGCAGAUUGAACAUUUGUGGUCUCUUCCAUAUUUGCAAAUCUUGGAAUCUUGUUCACAACUGGCGACUUUGAAGCGGUUGAAGUCUCGACAUAUCUUUAGGGAUGAAUCUUUGAGCUUCGUUAUCAGUUUGAGGCAAUGAGAUUUGUAAUGACUGUAACCUUUGCAAUAUGAACAGGCGGCAAAUAACAUCCUUGUGUCUGUGAAAGUGAUGCUUAAUUGGUUCGGAAUCAAAUUUUCGAGCAUAUGACAACCACUGUGAGUUUUUGGCCAUAUAGAAUCACAAGAGACCAAAGUCAAUUAUACAGAGUCAUGAAAAACAAAAUGUUGUUUGUGGAGCGACAUUUGAUAGCAACGAAAUAUACAAUGUUUUAAAAACUUUCAUUUUGUCUUUUCUUGCGCCAUGCCAAUAAGACGGGUGAAACUGAUGACAAUAACUAAAGAUAUAAAAAGCAAUUGCAAAGCAACUUGAGAAGUGGUUGUCAAAUUGUCCCCAAUUUACUUGUCCGUCUGUUUUGUUUGACCACAGAACUAUAAAAUUUAUAUUGGAAAGUGGUGACAUGGUUUAAUUUUGCUCUGAAUUAUUAUUUGAACAAGAUUCUGUUUUGACAAAAUCAAUUUCGCAAUUUCGCUAAAAAUUCAUGAAAAUUUUGACAAUAUGUGUGUCUCAAAAAUUAUAUAGCCAUCAUGAAGUUUUGUAAAAAUCAUAUUUUCUCUACAUCGAAUGUCUUUCUAUAUCUAUAAUUUCCUUAUCCAAAUAGCUCUUCCUUUAGUUUCAGCGCUAGCUGUAUCAUAUUGUCUGUGUUUCAUCAUUAAAACUUUUGUUUGUGUUUUCUACAAAAGUUUGCCUAAUUUUUUUUUCAUUAAAGCAAAAUUUUAGACAGGGACUCUGUACACUGUUCAGGGCUCCGGAAAACAGGGAACAGAAGAUUCAUGCUUUUAGAUAAAGAAAUCCAAUAAGUUUUUGUUUCGUAUUUUACAGUUUUAAUUGUUGCAAAUUUUCAGCAGUGGUAGACUGGCACAGAACUUUUAAUCGACCAUGAAAAUCUGAAGAGGGCUCUUGCCUGGGUGGGGUAUAUUGAUUUUUGCAAUGGUGUGGUAAUGGACUGUUGCAGCAUUGACGCUCCUGACCAAUCAAUUAACUUUCAAUUGCCAUAGUCUAAAAUUUUACAUAGACAACCAGAUACUUCACUAACAUAAUAGCUUUUCAAUUGUGUAUUUUUAAAAAUAUGGAAAUUUCACACCAGCUGCCUUGGCAGCCUAUUGGUGUCUAGAACUGUGUUAAUGAUUAUUGCACCCAAUGCAUUCCCAACGAAGAGUAAGCCACUCUGAGGGACUGUCUGCAGAAAUACCAUCAACAAAAUAGCAAGAUUUGUUCCCAAUUUCGAUGAGCUCAAUGCAAUGACUCUAUUUGGAAUAUGCCGACAAUUCACAGAGAACAUUCCUGCUACAAUUGCCUGGUGUCUGCAGAAUGGGCUGCUUGCACGAAUGAUGUUGUGUCAUGUUGGUGCCCUCAAUAGAUGCCAGGUGGGGUAACAUGGCGAUGCCCACAAUGUCGAAGAAGGUUUAACAUAUGCAAGGGGGGUUUCUUUGAAGGUUCGAAGUUGCAUUUGUGGCUAAUAAUAGGGCUUACCUAUUUCUUGAGUUUAGACUGUGGACGAACAAGGGGCCUGUCGCAGAAGCAGGUCCUCAAGGAACUUGAAAUCAAAAGCGAACACACGGUGGUUGAUUGGAAGUAAUUUUGCCGCGAUGUCUGUGUGGAGCAUUUUCUCAACACUCUGCAACAGAUUGACGGACCUGGUCGCAUUGUGGAUAUUGCUGAGAGUCUGUUCACCAAGAGGAAAUAUAAUUGCGGCAGAAUAAUUCAAAGAGCUUCUUUCAAUAACUGCUUCAGCAGCAACUUCGUUUCAGCAUCUAAGGUUCUUCUCUUCAACCAUGUGCCACCUAAAAUUGUCAUGAAAACUAUAUUUAUUCAAAACAGAAAGAAAUACCUCGUAGUGAUGAAUUGUGGUGUGUUUGUAAGAAGAAAGCAUAUUGGAAAAUGCUUGUAUGUGCUGGGGAAAACUGGACAAUACGAAAAUUUCAUUACAAGUGUGUGGACAUUAGAGGAAAACCAAAAAAGAAUGGUUCUGCCAAACCUGCUCACCUUAGCAAUAAGUUUGCUCACCUUGUAAUUUCUAUACGCUCCUUAAACGGAAAUCGCAUCUGAUUGGUUAACUGUGCCGACCCUUGGCAACGUGGUAGCAACCGAUCGGUGUUGAAUGUUUACAUACGGCGUUUCACUUUGAUCGAAGAUAAAAUCAAAUUCUAAUGUCGAAAUUCUCAAUUUUAUGUAGUUUUCUUGUGUCAUUAAUCAUCAUUAAAGUCUAAUUAUCGCUCAAGGCAAGAAUUUGUGUCAAAUCGUUAAACUUUGUUACUUUCCCAAUUUGCUUCGAAACGCUGGUUGUUCAAUUUGAGAAUAAUGGAUACUGAAAUCAUCACGUUAGCGGGAAUCUUG
This is a messenger RNA of Rhopilema esculentum, 15189 nucleotides long. The record is from RefSeq and is a predicted model, not a curated record. NCBI's taxonomy places the organism in Eukaryota, Metazoa, Cnidaria, Scyphozoa, Rhizostomeae, Rhizostomatidae.